This is a messenger RNA of Cucumis melo (muskmelon), 5441 nucleotides long. Its product is annotated as E3 ubiquitin-protein ligase RKP. Gene Ontology annotation, cellular component: ubiquitin ligase complex; cytoplasm. NCBI's taxonomy places the organism in Eukaryota, Viridiplantae, Streptophyta, Magnoliopsida, Cucurbitales, Cucurbitaceae. The transcript has 13 exons. Gene Ontology annotation, molecular function: ubiquitin-ubiquitin ligase activity; protein binding. The record is from RefSeq and is a predicted model, not a curated record. Bases 425 to 4306 code for a protein of 1293 amino acids. Gene Ontology annotation, biological process: protein ubiquitination; ubiquitin-dependent protein catabolic process.
CAACUGCUUCGUUUGUGCGGUUCCCUCUUCUUCCUGACAUUUUGGCACAAUUCUUUUGCAAAAUCUUUCUCUCCCUUUCUCUGGGUCUCUCUCGCUCCAAUUAAAUUUCCACUUCAACUACUUUGCUCCUUUCUGCCAUGUCUACGCCGCCUCCACUGUUGCACCACAUCACUAAAUAACUGAAAUCUUAUACCCUUUUGGCAACCGGCAGGGCGAUAAAUUCUGCCACGAGAAACGGGCACUGUCUUUUCGAGUUUGUGGAUCACGGGGAUGCUUGUCUUUCAGAAUUUUGAGUUGGUUGGAAUGGGUUAAUAUAUUUGGAGGCCUGCUAGGCUGCUAAGGAACCGUACUUGGAUUUUUUAUUUGUUCAUCAUCAUUUCUCGUGUUUGCCUGGAGUUGGAAUAAAUAGCUUAUCUUCGGGCAUAUGGCAGAAGACAGUCCAAGGAUUGGUGGGCUUUCUUCUGGAUUGGCUGUUAUUUUAAGUGAUAAUGAUAACAGAGGGAGUUCAUCCAAAGGUAGGUGUUUUUCAUAUUGUGAUGAAUUCAAUCAUCAAUCCGUGGAGCGGACACUUGAAUAUGUGUUUGGUCUCCCCAACAAGUCCAUUGAUCCUCUGACUAGUCCAGUUGAUACGGCAUUUAUUCGCUCCAUAAUAAAGAAUAGGUUUUCAGAACUUGCUCGUCCGAUUGCCCGACACGGUGUGGGAAAUGGUAUAUGUAUUGUUGAUAAUGGCUUGGGAUCUAAUGUAGUCUGUAUCGAGAAAGUCAGCAUCUGUGGUGAUAUUAGGAUAGUUAAGCCGCCAUUACUUGUGGAAAGUUUUUCGAUGUUCAGCAGUGCUAGGGCUAAUGCUUGUGUCUGGAGUGGAAAAUGGAUGUACGAAGUUAUUUUAGAAACUUCAGGUAUACAACAGCUUGGGUGGGCAACCCUUGCUUGCCCCUUUACUGACCAUGAGGGUGUCGGUGAUGCAGAUGAUUCCUAUGCUUUUGAUGGCAGAAGAGUUCGCAAAUGGAACAAGGAGGCUGAGAGGUAUGGUCAGUCUUGGGUUGUUGGUGAUGUCAUUGGAUGUUGUAUUGACUUGGAUAGAAAUGAAAUAUCGUUCUAUAGGAAUGGCAUCUCACUUGGGGUUGCAUUUUCUGGGAUUCGCAAAAUGGGUCCUGGUAUUGGAUAUUAUCCAGCAAUAUCUCUAUCUCAAGGUGAGAGAUGUGAAAUAAAUUUUGGUGCACACCCUUUUAAAUAUCCUAUUGAUGGCUACUUGCCCCUUCAAGCACCCCCAUCGAUAAACAGUUUUGCUUCCCAUAUGCUGAAAUGCUUAUCAAGGAUUUUGGAAGAGAAACGCAUAGAAUGCCUUGAGAUUAACUCCGUUGAGAAACUAAGGAGAUUGAAAAGGUUUGUUUCAGUUGAAGAACUAUUUCAUCCUGUCUCUAUUGGGAUUUGUGAUGAAUUCUUCUCUGCACUUGAAGUUGAUGCAAAUGGUAUUGAGUAUAUUGGACGGGGUCCUUUUUUUUCAUUCAUGAUGGAAGUGUUUGGACAACAGCCACCACACAAUCACUCAAGCUUAGAUAGAAUUAUUGAUGUCCUCCUAAGAUGUCAAGGCUCUCUUGCAUUAUUUGAGCAUUUAAUAAAUGCCCUUUCAUGUAGCUGUAAAACAUCACCACUAAUCUUAACUGAGUGCCCAUAUUCUGGAUCCUAUUCCUAUCUUGCAUUGGCUUGUCACAUCUUCAGACGAGAAGAAUUAAUGGUGCUUUGGUGGAAGUCAGUUGAUUUUGAAUUCCUCUUUGAAGGGUUUUUAUCACGGAAGAAUCCAAAUAAGCAGGAUCUUGAGUAUAUGAUGCCCUCGGUUUGGUGGCCUGGUUCACGUGAGGAUGUGUCAUACGAAAGUAGCAUGGAUUUAACUACAACAGCUCUAUCUGAAGCAAUAAAUGAGAUUGAGGAGAAGCACAGAGAUCUUUGCCGCCUUGUCAUUCAGUUCAUUCCACCCACAACAUCUCCCCAGUUGCCAGGUUCAGUAUUUAGAACAUUUUUGCAGAACCUAUUACUGAAGAACAGAGGAGCUGAUCAUAAUGCAUCCCCUUCUGGAGUUUUAAGCAAUUCAAUUGUUGUUUCUCUAUAUGCUGUGAUACUUCACUUCUUGUCUGAAGGAUUUGGAAUGGGCAGUGUUUGUGACUGGUUGAGAAGUAAUGAAAGUGAUGGCCCUGAUACUGGUUUUCUUCAUAGAGGUGGGCAACGCAGUUUCCCUGUAUAUUUGUUCUUUAAAGAUGAGUCCCAUCGAACUGUCACAGCUAGGCUUGGAGGUUCAUACAAUCAUAUAUCAAAAUUACAUCCUCAUGAUCAAGAAGUGGAAGUAAUUCAUUGGGAGGAAGGUUGCAUGGAUGACCAUGAGACCAGAGUAACUCAUUCCACCAGGCAGAAGCCAUGUUGCUGUUCAAGUUAUGAUGCUGAAGGCAUGAGGAGUUCAAAGGAUCCUAUUAAGCAUGCUAUCAGAAAUUCUCGUGGAAUUCCUAUGCACGAUAGAUCUGCUCAUGUUGCUAGUGAAUGUAGUGCUGGAAAUUUGAAUGAUGAAAUAACUGACAAACCAAGUUCAAGCGAUCAAUCUGAUGCACAGUUUGGGUAUUGCUCAAUGCAGCACAUGAGGAUUGUACCAAGAGAGACAAAUACAUCUUCAGCUACAUUAAGAGAAGAAGAACUUUUAGACUUCUUGCUUCUCUUUUAUCACAUGGGACUUGCACCAGAUUUUAAGCAGGCAUCACAUUACAUGUCACAUCAAUCUCAGUUAAUAGCUCUUCUUGAAGAAACUGAUAAACAGAUAAGAGAACGAGCUUGUAGGGAGCAAAUAAAGCGUCUAAAAGAAGCUCGUAGCACUUACAGAGAGGAGGUGAUUGAAUGUGUCAGACAUUGUGCGUGGAAUCGCAUUUCUUUGUUUUCCCAGUGGAAGCAAAGAGGAAUGUAUGCAAUGUGCAUGUGGACUGUUCAGUUGCUUCUCGUUCUUAGCAAAAUGGAUUCGAUGUUUAUUUAUGUCCCUGAGUUUUAUGUGGAAGCACUGGUUGACUGCUUCCAUGUGUUACGCAAGGGUGAUCCUGCAUUUGUACCUUCAACCAUAUUUCUCAAGCAAGGACUUGCGUCAUUUGCAGGUAUAAAAAAUGUGAAGAUUGAUAUCUCCAACACUAUUGUAGUUUUUUUCCCUUCAGAAUUACUUGUGACAUUUGUAGUUACUCACUUCAAUGACCCAAGGAUAUCAAGUGCCGAUCUAAAAGAUCUGCUUCUUCAGUCCAUAUCUGUUCUUGUUCAGUACAAAGAAUAUUUGGUCACUUUUGAGAGUAACGAGGCAGCUACACAAAAGUUGCCGAAGUCAUUGCUAUUAGCAUUUGAUAACAGAUCCUGGAUUCCCGUGACGAACAUUCUUUUGCGACUAUGCAAAGGUUCUGGCUUUGGUUCUUCAAAGUAUGGAGAAUCGUCGUCGUCAUCCAUCACAUUUCAGAUACUACUACGAGAGGCAUGUGUCACGGAUGAAGGGCUGUUCUCACCUUUUCUUAAUCGUUUAUUCAAUACUCUUAGCUGGACUAUGACUGAAUUCUCAGUUUCAAUUCGAGAAAUGCAAGAAAAAUACCAGGUACUAGAUUCUCACCAAAGAAAAUGCAAUGUCAUAUUUGAUCUUUCAUGCAAUCUGGCAAGGGUUUUGGAAUUCUUUACCCGGGAAAUCCCUCAAGCAUUCCUGUUAGGAUCUGAUACGAAUCUCAGAAGGUUGACUGAGUUAGUACUUUUUGUGCUGAACCAUGUAACUUCAGCAGCAGAUGCUGAAUUCUUUGACUUGUCUCUUAGACGUAAUGGCCAAUCUCUAGAGAAAGUAAACAGAGGCAUGAUAUUGGCUCCUCUGGUUGGUAUCAUCUUGAAUCUGUGGGAUGCUAGUGCUGAGCUGAAGUACAAAGAAUACAAUGACAUUGUUGGUAUUUUCGCUAGCAUGGAAUGUCCAAAUACUGUAAACUGUGGAUUUCGGCUUCUGUUGGAUUACAACUGGGCUGGUUCCUUUAGAGGGGAUGGUUAUGUUGCACAACUUGAACGGCUGGAGAACUUUUUAAGCCUUCUUCUUUAUAGGAUGGAGUCUUUGGCUCUUGAUAACUCCGCAUUUGAUGACCAAACAGAUGCUAGUGACAGCAUAUGCUGCAUCUGUUAUGCAAGUGUAGCUGAUGCAUGUUUUAAACCCUGCUCUCACCAGUCAUGCUAUGGUUGUAUUUCCAGGCAUCUUUUGAAUUGUGAGAGAUGUUUCUUUUGCAACGCAGCAGUGGAGGACGUUUUCAGGGCUGGUACUAAUUAGACAUUUUAGUAAGUAUUUAUGUUCCACACUAUUGAAAAAAAGAAAAUAAGACAGCACCAAUUUUGGUGGUGCAGACCUGGCAACCAAUGAACUUAAUAGGCGCAAUCAUUGUGCUGAUACAAAUGAGGUCCUAUCAGAGGAGGCAAUUAUUUAAUUAAUUAUUAUUACUUUUUGGUACCUUUUUUUUUGGGGGGGGGGGGGGGGGGGGGGGGUUGGAAUAGAAGAUAGUUUGAAUCAAAUUUAAACAUGUAGCAAUAUAGUUGUAUAGGUGUACAAAUUGGGUUAUAUGUCAAAGCAUAUCCUGGUUAGGGAAUUUUGUAGUAAGUUUGAGGGGGAAUAUUCUGUAUAUAUGAGAUGUAAAUACCAAGGAAAGUACUUGAUGACUCCCCUUUUCCUCUCUAUCACUUUCUCUGACUUAGUGAAUCACUAUAUUUUUUAAUCAUACCAUAAUUAUCCGUAGAGACCCAUUGCUCAAAAUGGAGCUCCUCGUUUUGGAUUUCUCAAAGGGAUUUGACUAUAGCCUACAGAAUUCCUCUGAUAAUCAGUGAAGGAUUUUAAAAUGAAGUAGCGGAAAAAGAAGAAGGCUAGCUACCAUCAAAAUCUCAUUCUGGUUCAAGAGCUAAAAAGAUAGAAUUAUGUAGCUGGAAGUGGCAUUUUCAACAAAGUACAUCUUCAAAAAGGAAGGUUUGGCUGUGGGAACAGAUUGCUUCUCUUCCGCUGCUUGCAUGGAUUGAAGUUUGGUUCAAAAGAGGGUUGCAGUGCUCGUGCUCGUGCUCUUCCUUGUUGUAAAGGAUAUGCUAUCAACUUCAAGGUAGAGAUGGAAGUUGUAAAGUCAUAAUGCCUCCAGGAGAAAUAGAAAUCCAAUUUUGGACAUUGAUCUUUGGAUGAAAGGAAGUCUUGUGAGAAAGUGAGCAAGUGUGGCUCUCGGAUGCAUACAAAGUGAGUUCUCUUUGAGAUCCCAGUGUAAAUAUGUUUCAUUAGCAGUAAAAGCUAUCUACCAUGCACCAUUAUGAUGAGUGCAAAAUAUUUCCUUCAUUUGGAAUCCGGUUGUCUCCCCCUUAUAAAAUAGGGAACUCAUGUUUUAAUGGUUACUCAAGUGAAUCUAGAGAUAUAGCUCUGAUUAUUUAGCUUUAAA